AUGUCGCGAACGAACCUCAAGCAACAGCUGAUGAAACAGCAGCUCAUCCAACAGGAGAUGCGCGAAAAGCAGGGGCCGCCGGAGUCCGAGCACCAGCAGAGGCUGUCCCAGUUGUCCCAAUCGGUGCCGCAGUCGCCACACGCCGGCGCCCUACAGCCCCAGCACUCGCUCAACAUUCAACAGUUCCCGGCGCUCAUGACGUCUCACCAACUGUUCCAAAAAGUACAACAAAAUCAUCAACAGAUGCGACAGACGCUGGAGAACCCGACCAACUAUCACGUGCUUCAGUCGCAACAGCAGCAGAAGUCGCCGCACCCACAGCUCAGCCCACACUCGCCACUACAUCCCCAUCCCCUGCACUCGCAGUCGGUGCCCAACGUGCCCUCACAACUGUCGCCCAACUGUCUGCAACCGCACGAUCAUCACCACAACCACAACGCGCUCCACAUCGCAAACACUGGUCAUUCGCUGUCGUCCAGCGCCUUAGGCCCGGGACCGCAGUCGCCGUUCCCGUUGAGUCCCGACAGUCCCCUAUCGGCGCCGCCCAGCUCUGCCUGCUCUACGAGCGAGUUGGACGACGUGUUCGACGUGUUGGGCGGCUUCGACAGCCGCACCGACACCACACAAAUGGACGACGAGUUGGUCGGUGCCAUCGCCGCCACACUACCGGCCGAUAUGAACUACUUUAUGGAUCAACAGCCGACGACACCCACGCACGACAUGUCCUCCUCGUCGUGUCCGCAGCUCACGGACCAGGAGAUGAAGGCCUGGCAGAAGGACCGGCAGAAGAAGGACAACCACAACCAGAUUGAGAGGCGCCGCCGCUAUAACAUCAAUGACCGCAUCAAAGAGUUGGGAACCCUUUUGCCCAAAUCGGAAGACACCAAACACUUCGAUCUCGUCAAAGACAUGAAGCAGAAUAAGGGGACGAUUCUCAAGGCGUCCGUCGAUUACGUGCGGCUCUUGAAGAGGGAAAACAUACGACUGUCGAUCGAAGAGAGACGUUAUAAGGAGAUGGAGAACAACUACAGGUCUCUGCAGAUGCAGAUGCAAGAGCUUCAGCUUCGUAUGGGUGGGUCACCACAACCCCCGCAACAGCAACACAAACAAAACACCUCAAACUGGAAUCAAAUGGUUUGCUAUUAA
Messenger RNA from Oppiella nova, 1146 nucleotides. The record is from the annotation of a GenBank genome assembly. Lineage: Eukaryota; Metazoa; Arthropoda; Arachnida; Sarcoptiformes; Oppiidae.